AUGCUCGCGUUGAAACGACCCCAGGACGGGUUAGAUAGUUGUACCGUCAAUGUUUUACCCUGCCGCAUUCAUCAUGAUGGUCCUACCAAAGUGACCAAGAGGUAUUGGUGUCCGCAGAUCGAAAAAGGUACUUCAACCCCUUCAAGUUUGAACAGACUUGCUAGCAGAUCAUCUGUACUUAUCCCUCAACAGACGGUACCCGAACUGCCUAUUUUCGUGGUCGGAAACUGCGAGGCAGGGUGCUACAGUUGCCAGCCGGAUAUCAAGGUAAGUUGCUCAACGCAAAUCUCGCGCGAGUUCAACAUUGAAGGCGUGUCAGGAGUCGUCGCGAAACCUACCAAUCAACUUGUACAAACCUUGAAAGAUAAUUCAAGACCUACGUACACAACAGUAGACGACGAUAUUCAAAUUCAGGACAACGACGAUGAGCCCGCCGAGCCAGUUACAGUGCUAGAAGGACUCUCUUCGUUCGAUGAGGUGGUUGUCUGGGGUCAUGAUCAGGUCCCUGCACCUGACGAUGCAUUUGCAAAAGGUUUCAAUGAGUGGAUAGAAUUCGCCCAAGCCAUCCAUGGCAGACCGGACAAGCCAACCCAGCAAGGACUGGAAGACGAUACUUCCCAACCCAAUGCUUGA
Exophiala dermatitidis NIH/UT8656 is the source of this 633-nucleotide messenger RNA. Its product is annotated as ribonuclease H2 subunit C. Gene Ontology annotation, cellular component: ribonuclease H2 complex. The transcript has a single exon. Gene Ontology annotation, biological process: RNA catabolic process. NCBI's taxonomy places the organism in Eukaryota, Fungi, Ascomycota, Eurotiomycetes, Chaetothyriales, Herpotrichiellaceae. The record is from RefSeq and is a predicted model, not a curated record. The coding region runs from base 1 to 633 and encodes 210 amino acids.